Rattus norvegicus (Norway rat) is the source of this 1948-nucleotide messenger RNA. RefSeq names its product interferon gamma receptor 1 (gene Ifngr1). Gene Ontology annotation, biological process: type II interferon-mediated signaling pathway; defense response; response to virus. Lineage: Eukaryota; Metazoa; Chordata; Mammalia; Rodentia; Muridae. Gene Ontology annotation, cellular component: membrane; plasma membrane. The record is from RefSeq and is marked validated. The coding region runs from base 46 to 1467 and encodes 473 amino acids. Gene Ontology annotation, molecular function: cytokine binding; cytokine receptor activity. The transcript has 7 exons.
CUCGGGCGGCGCGGGUACCCUGUCUAGGGUGUCCUUUGCUCAGGAAUGGGCCCGCAGGCUGCAGUCGGCAGGAUGAUUCUGCUGGUGGUCCUGAUGCUGUCUGCGGAGAUCGGGAGUGGAGCUUUGAUGAGCACCGAGGAUCCUAAGCCGCCCUCGGUGCCUGCGCCAACAAAUGUUCUAAUUACGUCCUAUGACUUGAACCCUGUCGUACAUUGGAAGCACCAGAACGUGUCGCAGGCUGCCGUCUUCACUGUACAGGUAAAGAUGUAUCCGGAUAACUGGACUGAUGCCUGCACCAACAUUGCCCAUCAUUAUUGUAAUAUCUACAAACACAUUUCCUAUCCUGACUCAUCUGCCUGGGCCAGAGUUAAGGCCAAGGUUGGACAAAGAGAAUCUGCCUAUGCACAGUCAGAAGAGUUUAUUAUGUGCCGAAAGGGGAAGGUUGGACCGCCUGGCCUGGACAUCGGAAGGAAGGAAGAUCAGCUGAUUGUCCACAUAUUUCACCCUAAGGUCAAUGUGAGUCAGGAAACCAUGUUUGGUGACGGAAAUACCUGUUACACAUUCGACUACACUGUGUUUGUGAAACAUUACAGGAGUGGGGAGAUCCUACAUACAGAACAUAGCGUCCUAAAAGAAGAUUGUAGCGAAACUCUGUGUGAGUUAAACAUCUCAGUGUCCACGCUGAAUUCCAAUUACUGUGUUUCAGUAGUUGGAAAGUCGUCUUUCUGGCAAGUUAAUACAGAAACAUCAAAAGACGCCUGUAUCCCCUUUCUCCAUGAUGACAGAGAAGAAUCAAUUUGGAUGCUGCUUGUUGCUCCUCUUCUCUUCCUUACAAUAGUUGUCCCGGCACUUGUGUGUUGUUACAUUAAGAAGAAUCCAUUUAAGAGAAAAAGCAUAAUGUUACCUAAGUCCUUGCUCUCUGUGGUAAAAAAUGCCACGUCCGAGACCAAACCUGAAUCAAAGUACUCCCUUGUCACGUCGUGCCAGCCAGCUGUCCUAGAGAACGAGACAGUGAUCUGUGAGGAGCACUUGUCCACAGUGACAACUCCAGACAGCCUAGAAGCACCAGAGCAGGAAGAACUUUCUAAAGGAACCGUGGCUACGGUUGCUGAAGGAAACACUUCCCCCGAGACCACCGACAGCCCUCCAACUCCGGUACAAAGUGGCCAUUUUUCCCUGUCAAGUAGUAACCAGUCAGGCUCCUGUAGCCUCACCACCUAUCACUCCAGGGACGGCUCUGACAGUGGCCUCGUGGGCACAGGCAGCUCCAUAUCUGACUCUGACUUUCUCCCAAACAACGACUCGGAAACAAAGAUGGCAGACCCAGCCCCUACACCUGUGAGGAAGGCCCUGACUUUCUCCGGUUAUGACAAACCACACGUGUUGGUGGACGUGCCCGUGGAUGGGGAGGGCAAGGAGUCUUUGAUUGGGUAUAGACUCACGGGUGAUACCCAGGAACUGUCCUAAGGCCGCCGAGUCCUGACGGUGCUGAAGGAUCUGCCUCUAGGCAGUUUUCCUGCUUUGUUCUCGUGAAAGACUUUGCACGUUAGCCGAUUCUGACCGCAGCGUCCCUAAUGUGACACCCGGAUAAGGAGUCUGUGUGAGCGCACUGCCCGGUCUACUCCGCAAAUGCCAAGACUGCCAGAGGGAUGAACAGUCACCUAUGAGCUCCUGCCUGGGUGGGCUGGUUCUCCUCCUCUAGCCUUGCUUCCUCCAGCCGCUGCUCCUCCACCUCACUGCCUCACGGGACACGGGGGACCUGUCCUCACACACCUUUGUAUCUGUAAGUCCGUGUAUAUAGUGUGUUUGCAGUUUCACUUAAGGGAAAGCUGAAAGCCACUGCAGGUGGACUCCGUUCGUGACAAGUUUGGUAGGACAUUUGUGGGCGCAUACGUUUUUUUAUGGGGCAUCACUUAUGAUUUUUAAGUAAAAUGUUUUGAAACCAGAA